Messenger RNA from Scutellospora calospora, 606 nucleotides. NCBI's taxonomy places the organism in Eukaryota, Fungi, Glomeromycota, Glomeromycetes, Diversisporales, Gigasporaceae. The record is from the annotation of a GenBank genome assembly.
AUGGAUGAAGACAUACCUAGUCCUAGUGAUGAUGAACAAAAAGAACCAUCACCAGUAAACUUAAAAAAAUUAAAAAGAAUAUGUCAAUAUGAAGCAAAAAAAAAAUUAUUUCUUAAAAUUGAUCUUCAAAAAAUCGAAAUUUUCACUGAUGAUGGUCGUAUUCAUAAUUACACUAACGACCAUUCUAGAAAAGAUUAUAUGGCAUUUUUAGUAAAAUAUCAAAGGAAUGAAGUAUCUUUAUGUUUGUUUGGAUAUAAACAUGAAGUUGUAAUUCCAUGGCCAGAAUUAAAGGGAUUUAGAGUUGAUCCAACAUCUGGUGUUUUAAAAAUUAAAGUGGAUCAUGGAUUUUUGAGAUUGUAUUAUUUUCAUAAAGAUGGUUUUCCAUAUAUGUUACCUCCUGUGACUAUGGAUAAUGACCCUACUAAUGGAAUAUUAUCAAACGCUAUUGGACUUUGUCUCUAUCCUAAACCUUGGGAACACCCAAACACAUUGAUGGUUGCAGAGGCUGGUAUAAAUAGAUUAUGUUUUGUUGAUAUGAAUAAGGAGAAUGAAUUACUAAUAGUAAAUGAAAAUGAUCAAGAUGAAUCUAAUGCUUCCGAUGACAAG